AUGCGCGAUCUCAGACGCCUGGAACUCGUCGGACUGGUGCUGCUCUCGCCGGAAAUCCUGUCGCUGAGGCUUGGUGCUCUUGCCGUUGGAUGGCCGGAGAGGUCGGAGGUUGGAUCGCGGCUCGACGUCGGGAAUAGAUCCUCCGCUGCUGCUCGUUCUCGGUUCACCUACCUCGCGUCGCCGGUUGUCUUCCGGCCGAAAGGAAUUUCGAAGGGACGAUUGCUACUCAAUCGAGAGGAUAUGAGGCGAGGGUGGAGGGCUGAAUCUGUUGCAGCUGCUCGAAAGAAUCGGGGAGAACUCCUCCCGUCGCUGCUGCAGAAUCGCGGAGACAGAGAGAUCGGAGAGGGAGAGAAACCGAGAAUUUUGGGGAAA
Molecule: messenger RNA, 372 nt
Organism: Striga asiatica
Lineage: Eukaryota; Viridiplantae; Streptophyta; Magnoliopsida; Lamiales; Orobanchaceae
Source: the annotation of a GenBank genome assembly